Molecule: messenger RNA, 426 nt
Organism: Seminavis robusta
Lineage: Eukaryota; Bacillariophyta; Bacillariophyceae; Naviculales; Naviculaceae
Source: the annotation of a GenBank genome assembly
AUGACAGGAGAUACCAAGACAGGAGAUGGGAUCAAAGCUACCGAUUCUGCCAACAAUGCCAGGAGCAGUAGUAGUCGAGCCUCAGUUUUGAAGACCAUCAAGAAUACCCUUCAAGACAUCUUUGAUCCCCCGGAACCAGAGAGAUUGCCACCAAAACGACAUCCCCCCAAACAGCUUGAUGCUUUGGUUGUCACACUGCUGACGACAUUGACUAUCGUUGACUCAUUUUGCAAGAAGCUGUCAGCUGGCAUGGAAAGAGGGACGAUACAAUGGGAUUUGAGUUCCGGUUGGUCCAUCACCCAAAGACAUGCACUUGCCCAGAAAACGCUUGCCACCACCGAAGGGGCAGGAAAACAUGCUCUUUGGUGGACAUGCGUGUUUCCCAUUCUUGAUCUCAGUUCAAUGAAAAAUGGCUUGACCUCCUGA